This is a messenger RNA of Opisthocomus hoazin, 918 nucleotides long. The record is from RefSeq and is a predicted model, not a curated record. Lineage: Eukaryota; Metazoa; Chordata; Aves; Opisthocomiformes; Opisthocomidae.
AUGCCCCGUCACGGGACCCUCUUGAUGCAUUUCCCUUCCCUGCACUCCCUCAACCUCUCCAGCAAUGCCCUGCUGGUGCUGAGCCCGGCAGUCUUCUCCAACCUCGGGGCACUGCACCUGCUGGACCUGAGCAGCUGCAGCAUCGCCUACCUCCACAGAGACGCUUUCCAGGGCCUGGGGAGCUUGCACACACUGCUCCUGAGCAACAACAGUCUACAAGAGCUGGAGGUCCCUUUCUUCCUGCCGCUGAAGGCUCUUUUCCAGCUGGACCUCCAGCACAACGCGCUGGUGUCUGUGGAUGCUGGGAGCCUGCAGGUGAUGGAGGCAGUCCCGCAGGUCCGGCUGGAAGGGAACCCCUGGGUCUGUGACUGCACUGUGUACCCCCUGCGGCGGUGGCUACAGCGCAGGCAAGCUGUGCAGGUGACCUGCGCAUCACCCCCGGGGCUGCGGGGCCGGGAGGUCGCAGCUCUGGAUUCCCAGGACCUGGGCUGCCCCGUGAAGCAGCGGUUUCCCCGGGGGGCCAGCACAGCGCCGCAGAUCACAGCAGUGACCCAAGGCAACACCACCACACCGCCCACAGGGAAGGGGGGAAGGAGCUGGCCAUACCUGGUGGCCUUCCUGGUGGCAGCGAUCAGCAUCUCUAUCUUGAUUGCGCUGGCUGCCAAGUGCAAGCUCGUCCACAAGAACUUUGCCAGCUACCGCCAUCGGCCGCUGCCUGAAACCAGCUCGACCGGGGGCAGCCCCAUGGAGGACAGCAGCAGCUGGGACAGGGGCUCCUCAGGCCUGGAGGCCAGUGAGACGCCGUGUCCGGCCGCCCUGCAAGUUGACGAUGACGAUGGCUUCAUCGAGGACAACUACAUCCAGCCAAGGGAGCAGCUGCCGGAGGGAGAGGAGCGGGAGCCUCACCUCUCCAUCUGA